AUGGGUCGUCAAGACGUCGACGUCGAGCUCGACGCCGACGUCAAGGCGUUCGCGUCCACGCUCGGUUUCGUCGACGCCACCGCGUCGAAGGGCACCGCCAGAGGUUUCGACGACAGAGAUUUCCGAGCAUCGCACGCGAAGAAAAAGGUUGAGGCAGCGGCGGCGGCGGCGAGCCCGAGCGCGAGCAAUGUCACGACACCGCAUCGCGAUCGUCGCCACGGCGACGGCGCGCGGGAACGGCGAUCGCGCGCGCGAAAUAAAGGUUCUGACGACGCCGCGGAUGACGCCGCGGAUGAGAAUCGAGACGACGGAAGAGGAAAGUCUCGAGCCGGCGGCGCGCGAGGCGAAGACGCCGCGGCGACGGGAACGAAGAAGCGACCGUGGAAUCCAGGGGCGGGACCGAUGCCGGGUAAGACGGACGAUAAGUCGGCAAACGGGGCGAAUGAUGCGCUGGCGAGCGCGCGAGGCGGUGCUUGGUACGAGGUGUCGAGAGCGCUGAGCGAGGAAAUCGGGGCGGAGGCGAGACGGGCGUCGACGGCGAAGGAGGUCACGCGUCAAGAUCUCGAGACGAAGGAAACCGUGGCGAAGAGCGCGUUGGAGGAGCGCGUGAAUACGUUCUCGAAACGAAUGCAGAGACAGAGCGACGCGAACGCCAAGUGGUUGGAGAUGGUGCGCACGAAUGGUACGGCGAGCGACAAGGUAGCCGCAAACGUGCUGAGCGUCACCGAGGAUCCGGCGGCGAACUUGAAAGCUCUAGAGCACUUGUUGGGUAUCGUCGAGCGCGCUCGCGCGAGUGGGGGAAAACGCGGGGCGGUGCAGUCCAUUGGUGCUCUCGAAGCGUUGUUCAGAGAGAGCUUGCUUCCGGAUCGAAAGUUGAAGUAUUUCAGCGAGCAACCGCUCGCCGCGGCCGCUAGCGCUCCUCACGAACGCAAGCGAUUGAUGUACUGGUAUGUCGAAGACUCCAUCAAGCGCAUGUACUUGCGAUUCAUUGGUGCAUUGGACGAGCUAUCGAGGGAUCCUCUGCCCAUCCUCAAGGAAAAGUCUCUCAAGAGUGCGUACGCGCUGCUCAAGGCAAAGCCCGAGGGCGAGCGUCAGUUGUUGAAUAUUCUCGUCAACAAGCUUGGCGAUCCCUCUCGAAAGAUCGCCUCGAGCGCGUCAUACUUGUUACUAGAACUAAUCAAAGUGCACCCGGCGAUGAAGAGCAUCAUCGCGCGCGAGGUGGAGGCGUUCACGUUUAGAAGAGGCGUUGGACUCAAGGCGCAGUACUACGCCGCGGUGAUGCUGAAUCAAAUCCCGCUCUCUCGCAAGGGCACCGGACCCGCUCUCGCGGAGCAGCUCGUCGAGGCUUAUUUCGGGUUAUUCCAGUAUCUCUACAAGUUGUCGCUGAAGAAGGAUCUUGCGGAGGAGGAGGAGGAGAAAACGGAGGCAAAGAAGGACAAGAAACGUCAUCGGGAUGGUGGUCGGGGCGGUCGCGGUGGUCGCGGCGGUCGUGGUGGUCGCAGUGGUCGCGGAGGUCGCGGCGCUCGCGGCCGAGGAGGCAAAAAUAACAAGCCGGCCCAACCCACGCAGUUGGGGGCCGGUGUUGACGCUCGAGUUGUCGCAGCCUUGCUCACUGGGAUCAACCGUGCGUUUCCGUACGUCGCAAGCGAAAAGGUUGAUGCGCUCAUUGACCGUAUCUCACCCGCUCUGUUCACCAUCGCUCACUCACCAAAUCUCAACGGUGCUCUACAAGCGAUGAUGCUUCUUUUCCAGCUGUUGUCGGCUCGCUCGUCCGUGAGCGAUCGAUACUAUCGCGCGCUGUACGCGCUGCUUCUUCACCCUGGACUGGCGCGUUCGUCCAAUAACGCCCAAGUGCUCUCAUUGAUUUUCAAAAGUCUUCGAGAAGACGUUGUUCCGAAGCGUGCAGCGGCCAUGGUAAAGCGCGUGCUUCAAGUUGCCUCCCAAGCGCCCGCCACGUUCGCGUGCGGCGCUCUCAUGGCGGUGAGCGAAUUCUUGGCCAAACAGCCUUCACACUGGAACGCGAUUCGUGAGCCGCGUCAGGUCGAUGACGACGCGCUGGAACACUUCAGCGAUGUCAAAGACGACCAUAAAGACGAUAACCGUACCGGACUGUUCGAGGGUGACGCCGACGGUGACGCCGACAACGAGAGUGAUAAAUCGUCCGACGACGAGGUUGAGGACGGCGGCGGCGCCAGGCAAAACGGCCCAAUUUCGAGCGAUCGCUACGAUAUGGAGAAACGAGAGCCCCUCUACGCGCGUGCUGAGCUCUCUAGCUGGUGGGAACUCAACGUUCUCGCCGCCAACGCGCACCCAUCCGUGGCGGCGAUGUCGAGAACGUUGCUCGAGGGAAAACCGAUUGAAUACGACGGCGACCCUCUCUCUGACAUGACGCUCACCGUGUUCCUAGACAAAUGGUUGCAGAAGAAGCCAAAGAAGAAGACCAAGGGGGGUGGAUCUGCUGUCAUGCGCGCGGUGGAAUCUGGUGCGGACACGACGUACAUGCCCGGCACGGCGGAGUUCGCGUCGCUCAUGGAAUCCGAAGUCGAUCCCUCGGACAUCUUCUUCCAUCGAUACUUCGCCAACAAGUCCGAGAAAGCGGCGGCGGCGACGAAGAAAUCGGAUAAAAAGUCAACAAGUGAAGAAGAUGACGAAGCCGCGUCGGACUCCGAUCCCGAUGGAGAGAUGCCGAAGAAAAAGUACGACGACAGCGAAUCAGAAGGCGAGGACGCCGCCGAGGAUUUUGAGCUGGAAGAAAUCAAACUCGACGACGCUUCGGAUUCAGACGACGAAGAUGCCCUCGCCGUGCCCCUCAAGAAGGUUCGAAAGGGAGAUUUCAACGAGGACACGGACGAGGAGGCGGAGGAGGAAUUCUACAAAUCCGAACGCCAAGAGGAAGGCAUCGAGGAUGACACGUACGGCUUGGACGCGCUCGCGAAGGCUUACGGCAAACCUCCAGGGUAUCUCGUCAAGGAAGCCGCGGCGAAGGAACGUGAGAAGGAAGUAGCUGCGAUCAAGGCGAUCAAGAGCGCCGUGAGAAAAUCAUCAGCCGACGUGGACGAGGAGAUAGGCGUCGAAGGUUUUGACUCGGGCGGCGUGUUCGCCUCCGUCGACGAUUACGAAGAAAUGAUCGAUGCGGACAACGCCAGGGCUUUGGACCCAUCUAAAAUGGACGACGACGACGACGACGACGACGACGACGACGACGUCAAUCUCGACACCGAAGACGAUUCGGACGACGCCCCCACCGCCGCCGAGGACGACGCCGACUCGAGCGACGACUCCGCGGACGCGCGCGCGAUGAAACCGACUGAGCGCUCGACGCCGUCGUCCACGGCGCCGCGUUCGAGCGUGCGUUCGAAGCGUAGAUAG
Molecule: messenger RNA, 3369 nt
Organism: Ostreococcus tauri
Lineage: Eukaryota; Viridiplantae; Chlorophyta; Mamiellophyceae; Mamiellales; Bathycoccaceae
Product: Armadillo-type fold
Exons: 1
Coding region: 1-3369 (1122 amino acids)
Cellular component (GO): nucleus
Source: RefSeq, a predicted model, not a curated record